AUUGUGUUCGAAGUCACUCUUAAGAGGAGAGGUUGGACUUAGAAAGAGAGAGCAAUCCUGAUUAAGCUGUUGUUAAUAGGGUUCUAACAGUUGUCAAACCACUUGCGUUACACUUGCGUUACACGUGCGUUACACUUGAACUACACUUGCUGAAUUACACUCGCUGUAAUAACAUACAGGUGAAAUCGUUGAGGUAGUCACAAGAGGUGAUCUACAAUUAAACGUUGUAAAUACAUCGCACAUUUGGAACUGUUCAGUGUGUUUUGUAACUGUUCUCGCGUUGGCGAAUGAUUAGUGCGUUUGGCACCGAACCCCUAAUGUUGAAGGAUCAACAUUAAAGUUUGACAACUUGCACCAUGGAUCAGGUAGCAGCUCUGAAGCAAUCAUGCAAUGGUUAUCUCGGCCAAUUGGGCCGAAGAUACAAGGAGUUGGAGCAACUGAUGUUGGAUCGGAUGAAUCGCGAUCAAGUCAAAACAAAGUACUGUCAGCUGAUUGACUUAUUCUCUUCCUAUGAGGGGAAGUUUGGGGAGUAUGUUUCCCUACUGAGUGGAAAGGCGGAGUCUGACGCCAACGUUGUAUUUAAUAGCCAGAAGCUGAACUUUACUGAGUUUGAAACUCGUGUUAAGGCAUGGAUGAGUGACACUGAUACCACUGCGUUCAAAUCUAUAACCAUCCCUCAAGAUGAUGAAUGCUCUGUUAAAUCGUCGAUAUGUUCUUCUACUUCAAUGAGCAGUGAAAGGCUCCGAGAAGCAAGGCUUAAGAAGAGGCUAGCUGAACAAAGAAUGGAACAGAUGAAGGAGCAACAGAGACUUGAGCGGGCUAAGCGGGAUCUGGAUGAGAGACUCGCAACAUUGCAAAUGGAGAAUGAAAUAAAGAAUGCUGAACUUGAAGUGGAGAUAUUAGAGGAGCUUGAAUGUGAUCAAGAACUUAAUGAACCAGCUCAGAACAAUGAUGAACCCUUGGGUAACGUAGAAACCAAACAUACUAUUAAUGUUGUUGAUAGUGCAUGUAAUGAUGAUGUAAUUAAUGAUGCUCCUGGUGUUGGGAUGGGAAGGGUUGGUGUGAACGCCAAUCUUAACAGUAAUACUGAGGUAGAUAAAUCUAUGCGAGGUACAGUAGAUAUGGUUAAUCCAAUGGUUGAUUUGUGUAAUAUGAUGUUAUUGUCUAUGAAUAUGCCGAAGGCAGAACUAGCUAAAUUUGACGGAGACCCAGUUAAGUACAGUGGAUUCAUUAAUAGCUUUGAUGUAAAUGUAGCAUGUAAGGUUAAGGAUGACAAGACAAAAUUGAUGUAUCUGUUGCAAUAUUGUGAGGGUAAGGCGCGGGAAUGCAUCGAGUGUUGUGACCUUAUGCCUUCAGAUGAAGGAUACAAGAAAGCUAGAAGUAUAUUAGCCAGUCAGUAUGGCCAGCCACAUGUAAUAUCACAAGCUAGGUUGGCAAAGGUGUUAAAUCGUUCCCCAAUAAAACCUAAUGAUGGUAACAGUUUGCGCGAGUUGGCAAGGGAAAUGAGUUCUUGCCGAAUAACACUUGAGCAGAUGGGUCAUACUGCAAACAUGAAUGCCACAGAUAACCUCCUUAAGAUCCAGGGUAUACUCCCUACCCAGCUACAGGCUAGAUGGGCCGAACGUGCCAAUGGUCUUUUCUUGGCCGGCAUAGAGCCGAAUUUCGCUCACCUUACUGAGUUUAUUGAAAGGCAAGCUAUGGUCGCCAAUAACUUGUUCGGAAAGAACAUAGGGCAAGGCCAUAAAGCAGCAACUGGGAAGGCACAUGACAAACAAGGGAGUGGGGGAAAGAAAUGGACCACUCUCUCAACCUUUGGUAAUGAGGAAGAAGGGAAAGUUAGCAAGAGGAAAUGUCCUUGUUGCUCGAAAAUCCAUGACCUGGAGACAUGCGAUGUCUUCAAGGGUAAAACUCAAAAGGAAAGGUUUAAGUUAGUGCGCCAGAGUCGUUUGUGCGACAAUUGUCUGAAGCCUUCGCAUGUGGCGAAGGAUUGCAGGCGCAAGCCCUUAUGUAAUCAAAGGGACUGUAGAGGUAAGCACCAUGCCCUUCUUCACUUUCCGAGGCCGGAUGCAUCGACCGGGGCCGGUGAUGACAGAAAUGAUAAGGUUGGGAUUGUUUCGAACCAACCAUCGGCUACCAGUCUGGCUGCAUCUGUAAAUAAAAAGGUAUGUCUGAGAAUUAUCCCAGUAAAGGUAAGAAACCAUGGUCGAGAAAUCGAAACUUGGGCUCUGCUUGACGGAGGAAGUGAUGUGUCACUUUGUGACAAGAGGCUCGCCCAGAAACUUGGUAUAAAGGGUGACAAAAAAAGGUUUAAUCUGUCUACCAUUAACCAGGAGAACAAGGAGAUGAGUGGUACAGAGAUCCAACUCUCAGUCUCCGGAAUUCAGGAAACUGAACACAUUGACUUAGAAGGGGUGUGGACAGUGGAGAAGUUACCGAUUUCUGCUGAUAGCAUACCUCGGCCAACUGACACUGAACGAUGGUCACAUCUCCGUGACAUCACCAUCCCUCAAAUCGAUUCCAAUGAAGUAAUGCUCCUCAUUGGAGGGGAUACUCCGGAAGCAUUUUGGGUUAAAGAAGAUAGACAAGGUAAGAAGGGAGAACCAUAUGCUAUGCGCACAGUAUUGGGAUGGACCCUACUAGGACCAACUUCCCGACAGAAUAAACAGAGGUCAGGGUUCACCUCUAACUUCACCCAUACAUGUAUGGGCGAUGAAUUGCUCCAAAGACAAGUCGAGAAGUUCUGGAAGCUUGACUUUGGAGAGCACCACCAAGAGGGUGAAAGGGGGCUGUCAGUAGAAGAUCAGCGAGCUGAGGUGAUCUUCAAGAAAACAGUCAAGAAAGUCGAUGGGCACUAUGAAAUUGGAUUGCCCUGGCGUCAUCCGGAUGUCAAUUUGCCGGACGGCAAGAAGAUGGCAGAAACACGUCUGCGAUCAUUACAGAGGCGCUUGGCUAAGGACCAAGUGAUGCAUAAGAAGUACACAGAAACUGUGGAAGGUUACAUAGAGAAAGGCUAUGCACAAGGAGUGCCUGAUGUGGAUAGUACACGUCAUUCAGGAAAGACAUGGUACUUACCUCAUCAUCCAGUUGUCCAUCCACAGAAAGGUAAAGUACGAGUAGUCUUCGAUUGUGCGGCUAGGAGCCAUGGCACAUCACUGAAUGACCAGCUGCUCCAAGGACCUGACUACAAUAAUAACUUAGUUGGUGUCUUGACAAGAUUCAGAGAAGAAAGGGUUGCCUUGAUGGCAGACAUCGAAGCGAUGUUUCACCAGGUGAAAGUAGCAUCUGUAGACAGUGAUGCCCUGCGAUUUCUCUGGUGGCCUAAUGGAGACUUGUCUAAGACACCAAGAACCUACAAGAUGUUGGUACACUUGUUUGGUGCCACUUCCUCGCCAAGUUGUGCAGCCUUUGCAUUGAGGAAGGCUGCUGAAGAAAAUGGCGGAGUGGGGCUUGAGGAAGCAACAAAGGCAGUAAAAGAUAACUUCUAUGUAGAUGACUGCCUUGUGUCUGUUGCAACCAGACAAGAUGCUAUAGACCUCUCAAAAGGUCUGCGUAAGGUGCUGUCAGCUGGAGGAUUUUGACUCACGAAGUGGGUCAGUAAUGACUAUGACGUCAUUGCCAGUAUCCCUCCAUCUGAGCGAGCAGCAUCAGUAGUCGACCUCGACUUUGAGAAUCCUCCAAUGGAGCGGACUCUUGGGGUAUCUUGGAAUGUUGAAGCUGACAUCUUCACUUUCAAGGUAAAUCCAAAGGAGAAACCUCCUACAAGAAGAGGUAUACUCUCGGUGACCAGUGCCUUAUACGAUCCUCUCGGAUUUGUAGCCCCAGUUGUGCUGGUAGCAAAGAUUCUCUUGCAGGAUAUUUGCAUAGAAGGCCUAGGAUGGGAUCAAGCUGUUGGUGAAGCUGAACAAAUUCGAUGGAAGCAAUGGCAAAAUGGACUUCCGAAACUGCAAGGACUGCAGAUUCAAAGGUGCUUGAAACUAAAGACUAGUGCAGAGACGUCAAGACAAGAUUUGCAUGUCUUCUGUGAUGCUUCCCAGAGAGGGUAUGCAGCAGUGGCCUAUCUCCGUACGGAGGGUGCGGAAGGAAAUGUUCACUGUGCCUUUGUUAUGGGGAAGACGAGGCUAGCACCAGUGAAGACGACUACAAUACCACGUCUUGAACUCUCAGCAGCUGUUCUGGCAGUCUUGCUUGGCCAGACCAUCCAGAAAGAAUUGAAAUUGCCGAUAGCCACGACCACUUACUGGACAGAUUCUACGUCAGUGUUGCAGUAUAUCCAAAAUGAGAGUAGGCGCUUUCAUACUUUCGUGGCUAAUCGCGUGUCUAAGAUCCGUGCUGCGACUGAUGUUGCACAGUGGCGAUUUGUAGACACAAAAUCAAAUCCUGCAGAUGAGGGUUCUAGAGGCUUGUCUGCAGGUGAAAUGAUUUCAGAAGCAAGAUGGCUUAACGGGCCUGACUUCCUGUGGAAGAAACAGGAUCAAUGGCCACAACCCUUGCAUCUCCUUCGAUCGAUGCAAGAACUUCAAGGAGACCCUGAAGUGAAGAAGAUGGCAAAGAGCAACUUUGUCAGUUGUGACAGGAUGAUAGAUGAUCUCCUGGAACGCUACUCAUCAUGGACGAGACUCAAGAAGGGCAUUGCCUGGAUCAGGCGAUUCUUGAGAUACCUUCGCUUGAAGAGGUUAGGAAACAAGGAGCCAUGCACUGAGAACGUGCUUUCUCCUGCAGAGCUGCAGGAGGCUGAAGUGGCUAUUGUUAAGUACGUUCAAACGAAGGAGUUCCCUCAUGAGCUGAAAGUCGUUCAUGGGAGUGCUAAGAAGACUUCCGGUCUUGGCUUAGCGAAGGUUAAUCCUAUCAUGGUAGAUGGUGUGUUGCGCGUUGGUGGAAGACUUGCCAAUGCACCAGUACCAUACGAUAGUAAACACCCAGUGAUCCUUCCAAGUGGACACCAUGUCACCAAGCUGCUCAUCAUCCAUCAUCACAUAUUGGUUGGACAUUGUGGUGCAGGUGCUACAUGGAACUCCUUAAGAGAGCGGUUCUGGAUCAUCAAUGGUGGAGCUGCAGUACGCAAAACUAUCGGAAGGUGUUUCAGAUGUAAGAAGAGGAACGCUGCCAGAGGGCAACAGUUCAUGGCAGAUUUGCCUAAAGACAGAGUCACACCUGACAAACCACCCUUUUCCAGUGUUGGCAUUGACUAUUUUGGGCCACUCUAUGUCAAGGAAGGGCGGAAAACAGUGAAGAGAUACGGAUGUAUCUUCACAUGCCUUGCAAGCAGGGCUGUACACCUUGAAGUGGCUCACACCCUCGACACUGACUCGUUUAUCAACGUGCUCAGAAGAUUCAUGAGUAGAAGAGGGAGGCCAGAGAAAAUUCGUAGUGACAACGGAAGAAACUUCAAGGGUGCCGAACGUGAACUACGUGAGAAUCUUCACAUUUUGAAUCAGAAGAAGGUAGCAGAGUUUCUGCAUCAGAGAGAUAUCGAGUGGCAGUUCAACACUCCCGCAGCAAGUCACAUGGGCGGGGUGUGGGAACGGCUUAUAAGAUCUGUGCGGAAGAUACUAAAGAGUGUUCUUGGAGAACAACUCGUGAAUGAUGAAAUCCUAGUGACAACACUAGUAGAGGUCGAAGGAAUUCCUAACUCAAGACCUUUGACUAAUAUCAGGCAAGAUCCAAAUGACUUGGAGCCGCUUACUCCGAAUCAUCUUCUGAUGAUGAAACAACCCCACUGCUUACCGCCAGGUAUCUUUACGAAAGAUGACCAAUACUGCCGUCGCAGAUGGCGACAAUGUCAAUAUCUAGCUGAGCUGUUCUGGAAACGAUGGCGUCGUGAAUAUUUGCCGAUGCUACAGAACAGACAGAAGUGGCUACAUUCAAUCAGGAACUUCAAGGUUGAUGAUCUUGUCCUGAUGGUGGAUGAGGCUAUGCCAAGAGGACAGUGGGCCAUUGGCAAAGUCUCGGAGGUAUACCCUGGAAGGGAUGGCAAGGUUCGCCAAGCAGAAGUAAAGGUUGGACCAAGGUUUUACAAGCGUCCUAUAACCAAGCUUUGCCUGCUUGAAAAUAGUGAGCAUAACGCUGCUCAAGAUGAAUGAGGUAUCGAGCUCAUCUACCCCUGAAUAUGCGCAGCCAUCUUUCAAUUAAAGUAUUUUUGUGUAAACUGCAUGCAACUUGAUGCAUUUCCAACCUUCUCGUUAUCACAUAAAAUAUAUUGCCUUGUAUGAUUUGUGUUGGUUAUAAGCAGUUAGAUUACUGUAUGUCAAUGAUUAUUGACAUGAAAUAAUGAGUAUAACUGUUUGACCGUAUAAUCGUUUCUAUAUGUUCAUGAUGUUUAUUUUAAUAUGUUCUCAUUUCCUAGUUGUUUGUUAUGUACGUUUAUUGCUUAUAUUUAAGGUUAUUACUUAGGCAUCUUUGCCGCUUAUGAUAUUUAUAGAAAUUAACAUCCUGAUGUCUGUUAAUUUGGGGCCGGUAAUGUAGCGGCAUAUUAUGCAUUAUAUAGUAUGGGAGUUAGAAUUAGGACACUAUUGUUUUAAGCACAGCAUAGAGGCACGUGUAUUAUAUGCAUACCCCAAAUUCCUGCACUCCAAUGUUUACCAGUGUCUAAUCAGGUAUAAAUAUGUUUAGGUAGUGAUAGAUCCAAUGACCAACGCAGUGACCAAGGGGGUAACUUUCUCAUAAUUCUCUUUGUGUGGAAGAAGAUGCAUUUAUAGUGGGCUCAAGCAGGAGUAUUAUUCAUUGUGUUCGAAGUCACUCUUAAGAGGAGAGGUUGGACUUAGAAAGAGAGAGCAAUCCUGAUUAAGCUGUUGUUAAUAGGGUUCUAACAGUUGGUGAGUUAUUUCAUAUUUAUCUUUAUGUAUAAGAAUUGUAACAGCACUAUAGUUUAUCAGAACUACUAUAUAGAGUAUAAUUGAAUACUUUUCUCAUUUGUUAUUGAGUUAUAUUAGGUAUAUUCAUACUGUUUAUUGAUAUUCAUACAUAAUUAUGUUUACCAAAUUUAGAUGGAGAUACAGAUAAUUCAGAUUUCAUUUAGAGAUGUUGAUAACAGUCAACUACAUUAAUUGCAUUGGUAUGAGUUGUAUAUAAAUUGUAUUUAAUUGUUUACUCUGAUAUUUACUUAGUUGUUUAUGAUUAAGUACUAGUAUCUUAUUCUUUUAUUAUAUACCAUAUAUCAUUUAUGUCAUUUUUCUCUAUUGUUUUCAGUCAAACCACUUGCGUUACACUUGCGUUACACGUGCGUUACACUUGAACUACACUUGCUGAAUUACACUCGCUGUAAUAACAUACAGGUGAAAUCGUUGAGGUAGUCACAAGAGGUGAUCUACAAUUAAACGUUGUAAAUACAUCGC
Messenger RNA from Lytechinus pictus (painted urchin), 7331 nucleotides. RefSeq lists its product as uncharacterized. The record is from RefSeq and is a predicted model, not a curated record. The transcript is spliced from 2 exons. The coding region runs from base 357 to 3578 and encodes 1073 amino acids. NCBI's taxonomy places the organism in Eukaryota, Metazoa, Echinodermata, Echinoidea, Temnopleuroida, Toxopneustidae.